Chiloscyllium plagiosum (whitespotted bambooshark) is the source of this 1272-nucleotide messenger RNA. Lineage: Eukaryota; Metazoa; Chordata; Chondrichthyes; Orectolobiformes; Hemiscylliidae. The record is from RefSeq and is a predicted model, not a curated record.
UUACCACGGAUGCUCCAUUUGACGUCCAGGUGAAUCGGGUUGGUGAUCUGGAGGACCAGCUCAGUGUCCGUUGGAGCUCCCCGCCUGCAUUGAGAGACUUCCUCUUUCAGGCCAAGUAUCAGAUCCGUUAUCGUGUGGAGGACAGCACUGAGUGGAAGGUUGUGGAUGACAUUGGAAACCAGACCCUGUGCCGGCUGGCAGGGCUGCGACCGGGCACUGUGUAUUUUGUCCAGGUGCGAUGUAACCCUGUUGGCAUUUACGGUUCAAGGAAAGCUGGGAUUUGGAGUGAAUGGAGCAUCCCCACAGCUGCCUCCACCCCCCGGAAUGAGAGAUCCGGUGGUACGUGCUACCAGAAGAGUGGGGAGAGCAGCUCCAAUCUGCGGCGUGAGCUCAAGCAGUUUUUCGGCUGGGUUAAGAAACAUGCCUACGGCUGCGCUGCUCUGAACAUCAAACUAUACGACCAAUGGCGUGUUUGGCUGCAGAAAUCGCACAAGACACGGAACCAGCCAUCAUUGACUCUUCCGCCCUUUCUCUUCUCCCAGAACCAAGAAGUCGCCGUUUUCAUUGGACUGCAGGAAGGUGAGUCAGAUUAAGCUGGUAAGUGAGUGAUUACUAUAACAAAUCAGUUAAGAGAGAGUGAGCACAACACUGUUGAGAGAAAUCAGAGAUAACGUUUCAGGUUCAGUGACACUUUCUCGGAACCUAAUAUUUCCCGCAGGCCAAUGCUCUUUCCCAUAGCUCAGCAAAUAUUUCUCCAAAUCCCCUUUGAAAAUGACGAUUGAAUCUGCUUCCUCUAGGGCAGCACGUUCCAGAUUUACUUGCUGAAUAGAAAUAGUUCUCCCAUACCUCCCUAAUUCCUGCUGUUCUUUUGCAAAUUCUCUUAAACCUGCACUCCCUCUAGUUACUGACCUUCUUCUCUCUGAAAUGAGUUCCUUUUUAUUUAUUCUACUUGAACCCUUCAUGAUUUUGAACACAUCCAUUAAAUCACAUUUUAAACUUCUUCAAUCCAGAAACAUUGAAAAUAGGAGCAGGAGAUUAUUCAGCCCAUCAAGCUCUCUCUGCCAUUCAACAUGAUCCUUUGUCUCAACAUCACAAUUCUGCACUCACCCCAUAACGCUUGACACCCAAUUUCUUCUCAUCAAUCCACGAACCUUUCCUCCUGACCCUUAGAAAGGGAUAAAUAAUACUCCUGUCUUCAGUCAUAGAACAGAAUCCCUACAGCGUGGAAGCAGGCCAUUCGGCCCACUGAGUCUAGAUUGACUGUCCGAAGAG